CCGGCGGCGGGUCGGGCCGCAGCGAGAGCCCCCCACUCGGGUCCGCGCCCCCCGCCAUGGCCGCGCCGGCCGAAGGCUCCGGGGCCAACUGGACGGCGGACGCCGGCCCGUCGGGGUCCCUGGGCGCGGCGCUGGCGCUGGCGCUGCCCUCCGACGCCGCGUGGCUGCAGCUGCUGGCGCCCGCGGGCGGCAACGCGUCGGGUCCCGCGCCGCCCGCGACCCCCGCGCCCCCCGCGUCCGCGCGCGCCGCGCCGCACCCCUUCGUGCAGCCGUCGUGGCGCAUCGCGCUCUGGUCGCUGGCCUACGGCGCCGUGGUGGCGGCCGCCGUGCUCGGCAACCUGGUGGUGGUCUGGAUCAUCCUGGCGCACAAGCGCAUGCGGACCGUCACCAACUGCUUCCUCGUCAACCUGGCGCUGGCCGACGCCGCCACGGCCGCCUUCAACGCGCUGGUGAACUUCAUCUACGCGCUGCACGGGGAGUGGUACUUCGGCGCCGGCUACUGCCGCUUCCAGAACUUCUUCCCCAUCACCGCCGUGUUCGCCAGCAUCUACUCCAUGACGGCCAUCGCGGUGGACAGGUACAUGGCCAUCAUCGAUCCCCUGAAGCCCAGACUGUCGGCCAAGGCCACCAAGCUGGUCAUCGGGAGCAUCUGGGUGCUGGCCUUCCUGCUGGCCCUCCCGCAGUACCUGUACUCCAGAAUCCAGGUCCUGCCCAGCCGCACGCUGUGCUACGUGCAGUGGCCAGAAGGCCCCAAGCAGCACUUCAUCUACCACAUGGCGGUCAUCGUGCUGGUGUACUUCCUGCCUCUGCUCGUCAUGGGGGUCACCUACACCCUCGUGGGGCUCACCCUGUGGGGCGGCGAGAUCCCGGGGGACACCUGCGACAAGUACCACGAGCAGCUCAAGGCCAAGAGGAAGGUGGUGAAGAUGAUGGUCCUGGUGGUGGUGACCUUCGCCGUGUGCUGGCUGCCCUACCACACCUAUUUCAUCCUCACAGCCGUGUACCAGCAGCUCAGCAGGUGGAAGUACAUCCAGCAGGUCUACCUGGGCAGCUUCUGGCUGGCCAUGAGCUCCACCAUGUACAACCCCAUCAUCUACUGCUGCCUGAACAAGAGGUUCCGAGCAGGUUUCAAGAGGGCCUUCCGCUGGUGCCCCUUCAUCCACAUGUCCAGCUACGAUGAGAUGGAGCUCAGGCCCACCCGGUUCCGCCCGACCCAGCAUAGCAGCCUAUACACGGUGACCCGGCUGGAGUCCAUGACGGCGAGUGACCAGGGUCAGCUCAGCGGGAAGAGGCCAGCAGCUGGCCCCGCGGGGCCUCCGUCCCCACCGGCUUCUUGA
Sorex fumeus (smoky shrew) is the source of this 1337-nucleotide messenger RNA. RefSeq names its product tachykinin receptor 3 (gene TACR3). Gene Ontology annotation, cellular component: sperm midpiece; plasma membrane. Lineage: Eukaryota; Metazoa; Chordata; Mammalia; Eulipotyphla; Soricidae. The record is from RefSeq and is a predicted model, not a curated record. The coding region runs from base 57 to 1337 and encodes 426 amino acids. Gene Ontology annotation, biological process: G protein-coupled receptor signaling pathway; positive regulation of flagellated sperm motility. The transcript is spliced from 5 exons. Gene Ontology annotation, molecular function: tachykinin receptor activity.